AAUGGGGCCACCUACCUUAGAGAUAUCUACUUGAAAGCUGAUCCAGAAUACCAAGGAAGAAUCACAGUACCUGUUCUGUGGGACAAGCAGUCGAAGACAAUCGUCAACAAUGAGUCCAGUGAGAUUAUCAGAAUGUUCAACACAGAGUUCAAUGCAUUCUGUAAGACGCCUGAACAGCGGGAGCUGAACUUCUACCCAGCCGAACUGCAGGCAGCCAUUGAUGGCGUAAAUGAAUGGGUGUUCCCCCAGAUCAACAAUGGAGUCUACCGCUGUGGGUUUGCCCAGAGCCAGGGGGCUUACGACAACACCAUCACUGAGGUCUUCCAGGGACUUGACCGUGCUGAAGAGAUUCUCAGCAAACAGCGCUACUUGACAGGGGAGCAGGUCACAGAGGCAGACAUCAGGCUCUUCACAAGCCUUGUCAGGUUUGACAAUGUCUACCACACACAUUUCAAGUGUAACCGACGUCAGAUUAUGAACUACCCAAAUCUGUGGGGAUACACCCGUGACAUGUAUCAGCUCCCUGGGGUGUCAGCCACUGUUGACAUGGAGCACAUCUUGAAACACUACUACGAAAUGAAGACUAUCAACCCCUUCGGCAUCGUUCCUGUUUGUCCACGUCCAGACUUCACAGCGCCCCACGACAGAGCCAAACUAUCAGCGUAGGAUGUCAGAUGGUCCAUAAAGAGAGCACAGCACUGUAUUAUGUCUCAACCCAGGAACAUAUUUUGAAGCCAUUGAAUGGCAUUUAGUACUGACAGACACUUCUUUUUCAUGAUAAGGAACACAAUGUUUCGGAGUAUAUUCAUACUGAAUGAAAGCUAGGAUGCAGCAUAUAUUUAUAUGUGAGAACAACAAAAGUUGGAUGGAUACAUAUACCCAAGGGAAACUGGUAAUUAAUUGGCACUGAUUGGUUAUAGCCAUGGACAAACGGAAACGAGGUGUAAAUUGAAUUCCUUCAAGGGAGAUUUUGUUCAUGUUGUUGAAAUUGUAAAUGCUUUGUUAAAAAAAGGAAAUUGGUAUCCUGAAUAAAAGAAUUUUACAAAUCCAA
Messenger RNA from Haliotis rubra (blacklip abalone), 1051 nucleotides. RefSeq names its product glutathionyl-hydroquinone reductase YqjG-like. Lineage: Eukaryota; Metazoa; Mollusca; Gastropoda; Lepetellida; Haliotidae. The record is from RefSeq and is a predicted model, not a curated record. Gene Ontology annotation, cellular component: cytoplasm. Gene Ontology annotation, molecular function: glutathione transferase activity.